AUGAUUCGCAGAUGUUCUCUAUUGAAAACAUGCAAACUAAAUACCUCAAAAGUGUCUUGUUUGAACAGUCAUGUUUAUCCAGUACAGAGAUUGUGUCCUUCAUUCAGACCAUUGGCAACAGUUGCUGAACUGCCUAGCGUACUAAAACGAACCACUCGAGAGAUUGCAGCUCGUGCUUGCUCAACCCAACUUUUACUUACAAGAUGGGCACUAGAAGCAUCAACUUUGUCUGAAACAACCCCAUCUUCAAAAGAACGGGCUCAAGCUGGAUACGCUGCUCUACAGGAAGCACUUUCUAAAACCACUAUCAUGGAACAUAUGACUUUGAAUGAAAAAGCACUCUUGCAGAAACAGUUUGGAACAUGGGAUAUUGCAACAGAUAUUGUUGCGAUUCAAAACCGAUGGGAGUCUUUUGGUAUGCUGAUCUGGGCACUUUGUAUUGUUAAAGAAAUUCCUGAACCGCCCCAGUCAUUUCCUCACGAACAGCUUUAUCAAGCUACGGCUAUUAUCCCAGGCUUUCCCAACACGAUCGAUAUGUUUUUGGACUAUUUCACAACGGGGGAGGGAAGCAAAGCUAGUCAUAUUAUCAGUAAAACUGAUUUUGAAGCGGUUGUAGAUAAAACUGAAGCUUGGUAUUGGAGAAGUAAGGCACAAACUGUAUUGGAGCUGAAACGAGGAUUGCAGAGUGAUUCUCCCGAAAUCAUUCAAGCACGACAAAAGGUAACUGCUGGACUACGCGCAGUGAUGGAAAAUAUCGAAAAAGCAAUUUCUCAAGCAAGUCAGCGGGCACUAGCAGAUGGGCUCAUAUCCAAGUCUGUAAAUGACGAUUUUUGUGUUGGAAAUAACACUGCUUAUAAGGACAUGGACGAUCACGGCCUGAGGGAUUUGGAACGCAUGUCAGCUGCAAGACUUGCUGCGUUAGGAUGGCUUGUAGGUAUUGAGGAAUGGGACUAUGAUCCUAGCAAUGUCAAGUUCAUCAAUCCUCUUGGAUCUCUUUGGAAGCCUCAAUAA
Messenger RNA from Batrachochytrium dendrobatidis JAM81, 1011 nucleotides. RefSeq lists its product as uncharacterized. The transcript has 4 exons. The coding region runs from base 1 to 1011 and encodes 336 amino acids. Lineage: Eukaryota; Fungi; Chytridiomycota; Chytridiomycetes; Rhizophydiales. The record is from RefSeq and is a predicted model, not a curated record.